This is a messenger RNA of Prionailurus viverrinus (fishing cat), 699 nucleotides long. Its product is annotated as cell surface glycoprotein CD200 receptor 1-like. The record is from RefSeq and is a predicted model, not a curated record. Lineage: Eukaryota; Metazoa; Chordata; Mammalia; Carnivora; Felidae. Gene Ontology annotation, biological process: regulation of neuroinflammatory response. Gene Ontology annotation, molecular function: signaling receptor activity. Gene Ontology annotation, cellular component: external side of plasma membrane.
AUGAGCACUCACAUCAAGUGUGCUGGGAGUGUAGAGGAGAAGGCGAAGCAGCAAGGCUCUGAGAAGGCUUCACGGCAGGUGCAGCGUGUGAAAUGGCUCUUAGGGGAAGAGGAGCGUUUUUGUGGACAGAGAGUGGUCUGUGUUCAGCUCAGCCUUCCCUGUCUGUACCCUGUCUGUGGAUACAAAGGUAUCCUCUCUUGCCCUCGCAUCAGCUUGACAACUGUGCUGGUAACCACAUGGGAAAUAAUCCUCAGAGACAAGCCUUCGUGCACCAGAGCCUACAGGAGAGAUACAAAUGAGACCAGGGCCAUAAACUGUAGUGACGAGACAAUAUCCUGGGACUCCAGACUGGAUCAGAAUCCUGCCCUUCAGAUCGAUCCAGUGGCCAUCACUCAUGAUGGAUAUUACAGGUGUGAAGUGGUCACAACUCAUGGGCAUUUCUAUCAUGGAUAUCACCUGACAGUGUUAGUGCCCCCCGAGGUGACCCUGUUUCAACUUGAGAAUGGGACUAUCGUGUGUAGGGAAGCUGCAGGGAAGCCAGCGGCGCAGAUCUCCUGGACCCCAGGGGGAGAUUGUCACACUGUGGAAGAGCCACUGGGCAAUGACACAGUGACCGUCCAGAGUUCGUGCGUCCAGAGUUCGUGCCGCUGGGAAGACCACCGGGUGUCUAAGGUGUCCUGCUCUGUAGAAUUCUGUUAG